Molecule: messenger RNA, 270 nt
Organism: Ectocarpus siliculosus
Lineage: Eukaryota; Phaeophyceae; Ectocarpales; Ectocarpaceae
Source: the annotation of a GenBank genome assembly
AUGGAGGCGAACGCACCCCUGCGACAGACACCACCACCACCACCACCGCCGCCGCCGCCACUACCACCAGUGAAACCACAGGGUGUCACAUUCAGACACUCGGACGACACGUGGUACUCGGAAAACGAAGACGAUCUGCUCGAUAUUUGGCACACUUUGCAAGACAUCAUCAAGAGUAGAGGAAUUGUUAUGUUGGAUAAAUGCAGGUUUAAUCAUUUUUGUGCGUUCGUGGUAUCGAUGACAACAACACCCCGGGAUAAUUGUAUCUAA